AUGGCGAACUUGGAUGUUGAAGACGAUUAUCCAGACACGGUCUUCACUCCGCCGCUGUCGUCUCGCUCCGGUAGCAGAAUGCGACCUAGACAGCCUCCCCAGGAAAAUUUGAAACAGUUCUGGGAGCAGUUCAACUCCAGGUUCCCAGGUAAAAUCUACACUGUUUUGCCGGACAACCCGUAUGCUCGUUCCAAGGCCGCGCGGAUCCCCAAGGGGGUCGUCAAGGCGCAGGGUGCGGGGAAAUCCUAUGAGCAAGCUAGCAAAGAAUGUUACCGGGCCGUCGACCGGAUCGCAAAAGAAUGCAGGCGUCUCAAUCAGCGAUAUUCCGAUCCACAUUUCGAUAUUGAGAUGGACCUCAAAAACGGGCCGCGGAACUGUUUGAACGGUCUUGACAACGAUAAUAUGUAUAUGCAUCCUAAGGGUGUGAAGAGAGUUACUGAGAUUUUUGAAAACCCUCAGUUCUAUGUUAAUGGGCCGACCGCUUCAGAUGUACGCCAAGGGCGUGACGGUGACUGUUGGUUCAUGGCUGCGCUUUGCACAAUGGGCAAUAAAGAGGAACUGAUAGACAAGAUCUGUGUUCACAGAGAUGAGCAGGUCGGGGUCUAUGGUUUUGUAUUCUACAGAGACGGCGACUGGCAGCAAUGUAUUGUGGAUGACAAGCUCUAUCUACGCGCUGCGGAUUACGACGAGUCUGUUGAUGAACGGCCCAUUUGGGACGACAUCAUCCGAAAGGACACCGAGGAGGAAUACCGCAAGGUUUUUCAAACCGGCUCGCGUGCGCUUUACUUCGCCCAAUGCGUGGACGAAAACGAGACCUGGCUUCCUUUACUGGAGAAGGCGUACGCCAAAGCGCAUGGUGACUAUUCAGCCAUCGAGGGUGGCUUCGUUGGCGAGGCGGUGGAAGAUUUGACUGGGGGAGUAACAUCUGAUAUCCUCACCAACAAUAUCUUAGACAAGGAUAGGUUCUGGAACGAGGAGCUCAUGCAGGUCAACAAGGAGUUCUUGUUUGGUUGCGGCACAGGCUUAUACUCGGAUUGGCUUACCCCGAACCAUCCCAGCCCUCCAAAGGACAGGAAGGGUAUUUCCGAAAAUCACUCCUACUCAAUCAUGGAUGUCAGGGAGAUUGACGGAGAGCGCUUGGUGAAGUUACGGAAUCCGUGGGGAAAGAAGGAAUGGAGUGGGCCCUGGAGCGAUGGGUCCGAGCAAUGGACUCCUCAGUGGAUGGAGAAACUUGACCACAAGUUCGGCAAUGAUGGUUUCUUCUGGAUAUCGUACGAUGACCUACUGAAGAGGUAUCAACACCUUGAUCGUACGCGUUUGUUUGGACCUGAAUGGACAAUUACGCAACAGUGGACCAGCCUGAACGUUCCCUGGUCCGCAGACUACCAUACUACCAAGUUCAAGUUGAACGUGACCAGGCCUGGUCCCGUUAUUCUCGUUUUAUCUCAGCUGGACACGCGCUAUUUUAAGGGCCUCAUCGGCGAAUAUAACUUUGUCCUGAAGUUCCGCCUCCAGCGAGAGGGAGAAAACGACUACAUUGUACGAAGUGUUAACAACUGCCUUAUUUCUCGGUCCACCAAUGCAGAAGUUGAUCUCGAACCUGGGGCCUAUCACAUUCUCAUGAAAAUCACGGCUUAUCGGCAACAUGAUGCUGUGUCCACGGAGUACGCAGUCAGAGAACUAGCACCUACGCGACGUGAGAAGCUAGUGCAAAUUGGCCUCUCAUAUGACCUAGCCCACGCCAAGGGUAUUGUCGUCGAAACUGAAGCGGAAAGGGAAGAACGUGAGGAGCACGAACGCCAGCGAAAAGCGGCUGAGCGAAAGAGACUGCGCGACGAGACAAAGAAGAGGCUGCAACGCGAGUGGAUUCGCGAACAAAAGAUCAUGGCUCGCAGAAUGAGAGCUGAGGAGCGACUGGCCGCAAAAGCAUCCAGACUCCAUAUAAACGGCAAGAACCCUGAGCUUGAGGCCGAACGUGUACUUGAGGACAGUCCGGUGGAGUCACCAUCAGACUUGAACGGUUACACAAACGGCGUUGACACCAGGCCGCAGAAGAAUGGCUCGGUCCCGAGCAUCAAAUUCGAUGAAACUCAUGCACUACCUACACCCAACUCUUCGCGCGAUACAUUCUCCAUGCAUACCAGUCGCCAUCGCUCAACGAACUCCAUUAGCCGUCAUCGCCGCCACACCCGCAACCGUGACUCCGAACUGCUAGAAGGAUUCGAGUUCGACUCGGAUAUCGACAUGCCUCCUGAGGAUCCAGUGGCAAGAGCUCCCAGUACGCAGACAUCGUUCUGCGAUGCUCUCGCCUCCCAAACUGACCCGUGGAAUGCGGUCUGUGUGGUUGGGAUGCGCGUGUACUCAAAAGACGAGAUGCUGUCACUUGAGGUCGUCCGUCCUGUUCCGGAUUUUGAGCCCGAGGCAGCGCUUGACAUGGAUGAUCCAGCACCUGCGAAUGUGGCCUCUGCGAAUGUGAUUAUUCGACUUCCUCAAGGGCCACUCUUCCAGAGCUUGCCGAGAGCCGAAACUGGGAAUGUUUCAUCUGUCUCUGCGCUGAAUGAUGGAUCUGAGAAUGUUUCCUCCAACCAUACGGCAGACGACACUGUUGCCGCGCGGGUGCUGGCGGACGUCACGUCUUCUACGGUGGUUACCAUCGAUUACCGUCUAGGUGAAAUACCAUAUGACGAGGACCAAGUCCCGCUACAAUUAAGAGUCGGCAGUGAUACACAACCAAAGAAUUUAUAUUACCGCUACCCGACACCAGUUCAUGAUACGUUAGCUGGAUUCGACUGGGUCAUGCAAAACCUCCAACCAAAACGCCUCGGUCUAUUCGGUACGCAUAUCGGGGGCUCUCUAGCCCUGAUGCUAGCACUCUCGGAACCCCGAUCUGUUCAUGCAAUGGCAGCCCUAGACCCUGUUUGCGAUUGGACUUCCCUAGACGAGUAUUGUACCGCGUCUCGUGCCACCCCCAGGCGACGUCGGGUGCCAAAAGAUCUGGUUCCCCUGCUGGAAGCCCGGGAGAGGCUUUUCGCCACACAAGAAAGAUACUUUGAUUCGUUUGCGUCACCGAUUCUAUUCCUCCGCUCGGCAGGCAAGUAUGUGCCAAAGGUGUUUCCGAAAUACCUCACCGGCCCCGAACAUCCUAUCCCUGUACGGGUGUCAAACGAGCCCGACGAAGAACCCGGCGAUUUAUGGGAUGCCUAUAUCCCGGAUGAUCACCUCUAUGAUGAACUAGGCGCUUUGAACAUUCAGCACCCAAAUCACGAUAAUAACCAUCUAGUUCGCCGCCGCAAAGCCCUCUCCCGGUGGCCUCCGUACGGGCUGGAUUAUGGCUCCAGUGGACCGCCUGGCAGAUACAGUCGCCAACCUAUCGAGCGCCUCGAAGUUUCCUUGCCCUGGGUCCGCCUCUUUACCCAUAAACAUUCAAAACAGGGCACAAACGAGUCUAUGGUCUCAGUAUCGCAGAGCGAACCCGCUGAUCACCCCGAACAUAAACUGCCGAAACGCAGAAGAAAUCAAAAUACCACAGUACUCUCCAAUCAGGCUGCUGAUAUGGUAGACGUGAUGCGCCGGGCGUGCUUCUGGGGGAGGGAAAGUGGGUACGGCAAAGAUCGAGUCACCCUUUCCUCUAUCUCUAUUCCAGAGGAAUCUGAAAAGUCAAGUAUCGGGCUCGGGUCAGACUCUAACGAAAUACUCUCGCACGCCGGUAAAUGGUUCGCGGAAACUCUCGAUUCAAAUUCAGAUAACACUUCUUGA
Molecule: messenger RNA, 3756 nt
Organism: Aspergillus versicolor CBS 583.65
Lineage: Eukaryota; Fungi; Ascomycota; Eurotiomycetes; Eurotiales; Aspergillaceae
Product: calpain-like protein
Exons: 8
Coding region: 1-3756 (1251 amino acids)
Biological process (GO): proteolysis
Cellular component (GO): cytoplasm
Molecular function (GO): calcium-dependent cysteine-type endopeptidase activity
Source: RefSeq, a predicted model, not a curated record